UAGUGAUUUGCUGUCUUACUCAUGGAUGAUUACUGCCCAGUUCUCCUGUAUUUAUCUCUUCUUCACCUGCUCUCCUAUCUUUGGGAUCAUUGACUAGACACCUGGGUCUGUUGACAUUCAGGGAUGUAGCUGUGGACUUCCCCCAGGAGGAGUGGGAAUGCCUGGACUGUGCUCAGAGGGCUUUGUACAUUGAUGUGAUGGUGGAGAAUUACAACAACCCGGUCUUCAUGGUGUGUGGAUUCACUUCUAAUCCAGACCUUUGAGCUCAUCCAUUCUUUCACUGGCAUUGGAGCCUACUACUUUGGGAUUCCAGCAUACACUGAAGACCAGCUGAUUCAUCCAGCCUUGUGGACUGACUACUAGAUUCUUGGGACUUUCUGUUCACAGCUAGCCAUUGUUGGAUUAGCUGGACAGCGGGCCGUAAGACAUUCAUAUAAAUUCCAUAAAUACAUAUAUGUGUGUAUGUAUAUAUAUAACAAAAUCUAUCUAUCUAUAUAUAUAGUCUCUGUGUGUGCAUAUGAGUGUGUGUGUCUGUAUCAAAUACUAUCCAUUCUCAUUUCCUACCUCUUUACUACCCUGGUCCACAAUUCCAACAAAUGUCUAUUGUGUUUAUCUUAAUUCGUUUUGCUUUGGGACCCACUGAGAUUGACCAAAGCCAUCUGCCAGACGACUGUGGGCUUGGAUCUAUGUGAACAAGCCUGGUGGGCUCAGCAGAGGACUACAACCAAAGAGUUCUCAGAGCCAUGGAUGGGAAGGAGUAACUGGCCUUUUCAGAGGAAAUUCCACCAUUCCCAGUUGGACUCGGACAGCCUGUGGUCUAUAACUGCACGAGGAAGACCCGGCCGGGUAUUCGGGGACCUGAAAUCUCCGCGGAGCCGCAGUCGCCGCGCCGGGCGGCCUGGGAAAGUCACCAGUCAGCAGCGCAGUGGCGGGAACCGCAGCCCGGCGGCCCUGGAACCUCUCAGGACAGUUGGGGAAUCAUUUCUAUAAUCCUGUAUUUAGUUUUUUCUUCAUCUCCUGACCACAGUCCUGUGGUAGAAAUCCAGGUGCUUCCUGAACAAUCUCUUUCCCAUGUGCAGAGCUAACUGAUCACCCAGAUCUGCUCACCUGUGCAGCAGAACAAAGUGGCCUGGAAGGAGAGAGGAGACAGGAGCUAAGGAUCCAGGGAAGUGUCCAUCUAUUGAUUGUUCCUGAAAGAGAAACUCAAAGAAGAGAAACAGUAAGAAAUGGCUGAUUCUUCAGUAAACAUGUCGCAGGGGGUGUUGACAUUCAGGGAUGUGACUGUCAACUUUUUGAAAGAGGAGUGGGAUUGCCUGGACUCUGCUCAGAGAUCUUUGUACAUUGAUGUGAUGUUGGAGAAUUACAACAACCUGAUCUUUGUGGAGAACUACUGCAAAUGUAAUCCUGUCCAUCAACAUGUGAAGACUGAAAAGGAGUCUUGUCAGUGUACUGAGUUUGGCAAAGUGCUUCAUGACCCCUCCACAUGUGCACUUUAUAGAACAAGUAAAACUACAGAAAACUCUAAUAACUCAAGAUGCAACAACAAUCACAGGGAUGCCCCUAUUGACUCAUCAAAUCCAGAUAGACAUGAAAGCACGCACACUGGAGAAGAACCUUGCAAAUCUAAAGACUGUGAGAAAUCUUUAAAUUUGAGUUCCAACAUUACUCAAGAUCAGAGGCUGUAUACUUCAAAGAAAGAACCCAGGCAGGGAGAAGAUGAUGAUGAUUUCAGCUCUGCACACAGCCUUCUGAAACAAUCAGUCUACUCUGGAGAGAAACCAUACCAAUGUGGGAAAUGUGGGAAAUGCUUCAGGGUUUCCUCAUACCUCACUGAACAUAAGAGAAUUCAUACUGGAAUGAAACCCUACAAGUGCAAAGUUUGUGAAAAAUCCUUUUCCCAGCGUUCAAGUCUUAAAAUACAUCUAAGACUUCAUACUGGGGAGAAACCUUACAAAUGCAAAGAAUGUGGAAAGUCAUUUCGUCAGUUGUCAGGAUUUCAUAGCCAUCAGAAAAGGCAUACAGGAGAGAAACCUUACAAAUGUAAGGACUGUGACAAAUCCUUUGCCCACUCUUCCACUUUCAAGAAACACCAGAAAAUGCAUACUGCUGGUAGAUAUUAUAGUUGUGAAGAAUGUGGCAAGGUCUUUCAUCAGCUUUCACGCUUUCAAAGCCAUUACAGACUCCAUACUGGAGAGAAGCCUUACAAAUGCAUUGAGUGUGACAGAUCCUUUACCCACUAUUCAUUAUUGAGUAGCCAUCAGAAAACUCAUUCUCUAGAGAAGUCUCACAAAUGCAAAGACUGUGAUAAAUCCUUCCUUAAAUUAUCACACCUUAACAGGCAUUACAGAAUCCAUACUGGUGAAAAGCCUUACAAGUGUGAGGUAUGUGACAAAAAUUUUACUUGGGAGUCAACCCUUAGAAGACAUCAGAAAAUUCAUACUGGGGAGAAACCUUACAAAUGUAAGGAAUGUGACAAAUCCUUUAGCGAACAGUCAUAUCUUAAAAGACAUCAGAUUGUUCACACUGGAGAAAAACUUUACAGAUGUAAGGAAUGUGACAAGUCUUACGCUAGUUGCACAUAUCUUAGAGCACAUCAGAAAAUUCAUACUGGAGAGAAACUUCCGAAAUGCAAAGUCUGUGGCAUGUCCUUUGUCCAUAUUGCAAGUCUUAAAACACAUCAGCGAGUUCACACUGGAGAGAGACCUUACAAUUGUAAGGAAUGUGACAAAUCCUUUACCAAUCGUAACAAUCUUAAAAGACAUCAGAGAAUUCACACUGGCGAGAAACCUUACAAAUGUAUGGAAUGUGACAUGUCCUUUGCCUUCAAAUCAGAUCUUAGAAAACAUAUGAGAGUUCAUACUUGAGAAAAACCGUAUAGUUGUCAGGAAUGUGACAAAUCUUUUGCCCAAUCUGUGGUUUAAAGAAACAUCAAAAUUUUCAUACUGGAGAGAAACUUGACAUAUGUGAAGACUGUGACAUAUCCUAUAUCUGCUAUUUGAAUCUUAUAAGACAUCAGAGGGUCAAUACUGGAAAGAGACAUUACAAUUGUAAAGAAUGUGACAAAUCCCUUUCCAAUUGCUCAAAUCUUAGAAGACAUCACAGCGAUCACACUGGGGAGAAAGCUUACAAAGUAUGGAAUGUGACAAGUCCUUUAACUGGGGCUCACAUCUUAGAACACACCAGAGAGUUCACACUGGAGAAAGACCUUACAAUUGAAAGAAAUGUGACAAAUCUUUUACAAGGUGCUCCUAAUCUCAGUGCACAUCAGAAAAUUCAUACUAGAAAGAAACCAUACAAAUGCAAAAACUGACGCAUCUUUUAUCCAGAUUUCGAAUCUUAUGAGACAUUAGAAAAUUCAUACUGGAGAGAAACACCAUUGUAAGUAAUGUGUGAUAUAGCAUUUUCUGGUAUUCUCUGCUUUCAAAUCACAGCAGUAUACAAAAUAGAAACAGAAAGAUAAGAAACUUAUGAAAAUCAUUAAUGAAGGUUUAAAUCUUUUUAAAUAUCCUAGAGUUUAUAUUAAAAUAAAAUUCUGCAAAU
Molecule: messenger RNA, 3540 nt
Organism: Peromyscus californicus insignis
Lineage: Eukaryota; Metazoa; Chordata; Mammalia; Rodentia; Cricetidae
Product: zinc finger protein 54-like
Exons: 10
Coding region: 1227-2864 (545 amino acids)
Biological process (GO): negative regulation of transcription by RNA polymerase II; regulation of cytokine production; regulation of immune system process
Source: RefSeq, a predicted model, not a curated record